GGGUGGUUAGAGUUUCCCCCGGUCUCCAGUAAAGUGGAGCAGCAGAAGAUCCAGCUCUGAUCAGCAGCAGCUCCACACCUCUGUACUCAGACUGCUCUGCUGGAGGAACACCAUCAGCUCACCUGCUGCAGAAUUGAAUCCUAUACUGUUCCAAGUCUUAUUCUGAUCCCAGUGUCAACGUUCCUAACCUGAUAAGGUUUAGCUGUACAGAUACAGUCAGAAGAUUUCACCAACAAUUUUAAGAUGCUGAACGAAGAGGAGAACAUGGCAUCCAGUGAAAUCUCCAGUACUCAACAAACGCCCUCUCCUACACCUCACACACAAAUGCAGGAAAGUAAAGGCAAGAAGAAAACUCACCACUGCUCAGACUGUGGGAAGAGCUUUACUGCACAGAGUUAUCUCCAAAUACACCAACGCAUUCACACAGGAGAGAAACCGUACACGUGUUCAGAUUGUGGAAAGAGCUUUGCUACACAGAGUAAUCUCCAGCGACACCAGCGCAUUCACACAGGAGAGAAGCCGUAUCAGUGUUCAGACUGUGGAAUGGGUUUUAAAAUUCAAAGUCAUCUCAAAGAACACCAGCGCAUUCACACUGGAGAAAAACCGUAUCACUGUUCAGAGUGUGGGAAAAGUUUUACUCAACAGAAUAUGCUUACAAGACACCAGCGCAUUCACACUGGAGAGAAACCCUAUUACUGCUCAGACUGUGGGAAGAGUUUUAAUCGUCAGAGUCAUCUCCAAUUACACCAGCUCGUUCACACUGGACAUAAACCGUAUCACUGCUCAGAAUGUGCAAAGAGCUUUACUUGUCAGAGUCAUCUCCAGCGACAUCUGCGCAUUCACACUGGAGAGAAACCGUAUCAGUGCUCAGAGUGUGGGAUAAGUUUUAAAAUUCAGAGUCAUCUCAAAGAACACCAGCGCAUUCACACUGGAGAGAAACCGUAUCACUGCUCAGACUGUGGGAAAAGUUUUACUCAACAGAGUAUCCUUACACAACACCAGCGCAUUCACACUGGAGAGAAACCAUAUUACUGCUCAGACUGUUCAGUGAGCUUCAGGCAUUUACCAACACUCAAGAAACACAAGUGCAUAAAGACCAGUCUUGAAAAUGGGCAGUGACUCAUCUAAAGCCUUUCCAGAUCCUGUAUAUAUAUAUAUAUGUAUAUAUACAUGUGCCAAAUGUCAUGGUACUGGAACUAGUCAUAUUGUAACAGUCAACUUAGUGUUGUGUCUAUAAGUCAAUCUAUAGAUUUAUACCUAUAGUGGGACAUCAAUCACUAGUGAGACAUACAGAAUGAGAAUUGUGUAGGAUAGAAAAGUGAUCUGCUGUGGUACACUAUGAAGAGGAAUUAGUGCCAAAUUAAAAAGUAAACACUAGUGUGGGGAAAAAUGUAAAUGCAAUCCGCAAAAUGCAUUGUUUUUCCAUUCUCACAUGAAGAAUAAGCGCCAAAAUGAAAUGCAAAACCAUUAUUACAUUACAUUUCAGUGCACUUGAUCUCUUUAUUGAAAAACAAUACAUACCAAUUAGCAUUUUCCAAACCAAAAGCUGAAUCAGUGCCAGAAUUAAAUAAAAUGCACCUUGAAAUGUAAUCAAGGCACAGCUGUAUUACUUUUCACCAUAAGGUCCUUUAAACAUGAACUCCUCCUUUAAAUGUAAUAUUUAAAAGCGGAUAUGCGGAAAACAUGCCACAAUGAAAAGUAAUAGCUCCAGUACACUGCUUAAAUGUCACCCAAUCUCUGAACAGAAUAACAGUGUGUGGAUUUGUAUUUAAAGAAAAAAAUGCUUAAUUUGUGUCAGAGUGCAUUGUAUUCCACUGUGUGACGCUGCGAACGUGCAAAUCAAAUCAUAAUGCACAUCGAUUGCAUUCCGUCUAGGAGCAGCAAAAAUGUUAUGCAAUCACUGUCCAGUCAGAGUGCUUACCCGAAAUUGGGGCGGAGCUAAGACACUAGUCAGAAGCAAUUGCUCGUAGCUAUACAUUAGGUCGAAGAAAUGUCUUUCCGUGACAGGAUAAAAGAGGAAAUUAAACACUCAAAUGCAACAAAUUAGUGAUGGGAAUUCUGGCUCUUUCAGCUCCCAAGUGGCUCCUUAGAUUUUUUGGUUGCUUAAUUCAAUUUAUUACCAAAUGAAUUACUAGAGUACAAACAUACAUUAUUUGAAAUAUGUAUUAUUUAUAUGGCUUUAUUUAUACAAAAAUGAAACAAACAGCACUGAACAACAUCAACAAAGUGUCACUCAACUAAAUAAAAAAUAAAUGUGCAAAUCAAAAAGAAACCAAGCAUCCGGAUGAUGUUUUUCGCAAACUUUAGAAAAGACUGACACUAAAAAAAAACCAAGGAGCUCAUCUUUGAGGAGUUGAUUCUGUUUCUGUUAUGAUUUUCCCUGUCUUGGAAGAGGGGACAGAUGUUUCUACAAUACACAGUUUAUGUGACAUCACGUGAAAGAUAUAGGUAGAUUGAGCACUCCCCUUUAAUAUUAAAUGCUCCUUUUCUCAGUCAGAAUGUGAAUCUGUAUCACAUCUUUUUGUUUUAAUGUUCCAUUUUAUCUAAAUUCUUCUUUCUUUUUGCAGAAAACUAACAUCUCUAUGAAUGUUUUUUUCCCAUACACUGACCUUGAUUUAGAGUAUAUUAUUAAUAUUAUGAUUUUAUUGAGUAAAUACUACAUUCACUGUUGUAAAUACUUGACUUCAAUACCAAAAUUUGAUAUCUUCUUACUGGACUUUACUUCACUUUUGAAAUCCUUUAUAAUAAGAAAUGCCUAAAAUGCCUCUUGUUAAUAUUUCUCUAUUUUUAUAUAUUUUUUCUUCUUCAUUAAUGUAUAUUUUUAUGCUGUCUUCUUCUAUUGUGGUUUAUAUGUAUCAUCUUGAAACUUUAAAUAAAAGUUUGACAGCAUGAAAA
Messenger RNA from Astyanax mexicanus (Mexican tetra), 2895 nucleotides. Its product is annotated as zinc finger protein 239-like. Gene Ontology annotation, cellular component: nucleus. The transcript is spliced from 2 exons. Gene Ontology annotation, molecular function: DNA-binding transcription factor activity, RNA polymerase II-specific; RNA polymerase II transcription regulatory region sequence-specific DNA binding. NCBI's taxonomy places the organism in Eukaryota, Metazoa, Chordata, Actinopteri, Characiformes, Acestrorhamphidae. Gene Ontology annotation, biological process: regulation of transcription by RNA polymerase II. Bases 244 to 1119 code for a protein of 291 amino acids. The record is from RefSeq and is a predicted model, not a curated record.